AUGUAUUCAGAAAGUUUGUUUUUGGCAACAGUCCAUGAUCAUGGCCCUAAUCGAUGUUGGGCACAGACAUGUGCACCUGGAUAUGUUGCAGGUCCAGGUGGUUGUCUUACAGGUUAUUCAACUAAUCUUAAAACUUAUGUUUGUCGUCAUCCAGAUGCAACUUAUGAUUAUACAGUUAUAGCAUCUAGUACUGCUCCUGCUACAUGUCCUGGAGGAUUUACAGUUCAAUAUGAAAGAUCUAUAACAAAUUCUAGAAUAGUUACUGUUUCAUAUUGCCAGAUGAAUGAUGAGCUACCUAUUGCUAGAAGUUUUAUAGCAAUUGAUAAUGGAGAGGGAAAUGAUUGUCCAUUCGGUGAAAAGGUGUUGGCUGAUGGUCCCCUAGACUAUCUCAAUUAUCCUCAGUACAGAUAUCUCAUCAUUGAGACUUGUAACAAUGCAUUCGGACAACCUCGAACCACCAUGGGAAUCUUGCCAACCGAAUCAAUGUGUGGUGCCAAUCUCUACCAAAGAUCAGUGUAUGAUAUGGGUCUGUUGUAUUCGUGUCCAGCUAUUUGUCAGAAUGGUGGUACUUGUAACAAUGGUAUAUGUACUUGCACUCCCCAAUGGACCGGUUCAGACUGCACUACAGAUGUCAAUGAAUGUCUUACACUCAAUGGUGGGUGCAGUCAGACUUGUACCAAUACUCAAGGUGGUCGCACUUGUUCAUGUCUUCCAGGGUAUACAUCGGCUAAUGGUGGUGUCACUUGUACCGACGUAAACGAAUGUCUCACCGGCAAUGGAGGGUGCAGUCAAACUUGUGCCAAUACACCGGGUAGUCGUACAUGUUCAUGUCUACCCGGAUAUACAUCAAGUGACGGUGGAGUAACAUGUACCGAUGUCAAUGAAUGUCUAACUGGAAAUGGUGGUUGCGCACAAACCUGUGCCAAUACACCGGGUAGUCGUACUUGUUCCUGUUUGCCCGGAUAUACAACUAGUGAUGGUGGAUUGACCUGUACCGAUGUCAAUGAAUGUCUCACUGGCAAUGGUGGUUGUUCACAGACCUGUGCCAAUACACCAGGUAGUCGAACCUGUUCAUGUUUGCCUGGAUAUACAUCGUCUGAUGGUGGAGUUACGUGUACCGAUGUCAACGAAUGUCUCACUGGUAAUGGUGGUUGUGCACAAACCUGUGCCAAUACGCCGGGUAGUCGUACUUGUUCCUGUCUCCCAGGAUAUACAACCAGUGAUGGUGGGUUGACCUGUACUGAUGUCAACGAAUGUCUUACUGGUAAUGGUGGUUGUGCACAAACCUGUGCCAAUACACCGGGUAGUCGUACAUGUUCCUGUCUCCCAGGAUAUACAACAAGUGAUGGUGGAUUGACUUGUACCGAUGUCAAUGAAUGUCUCACUGGCAAUGGUGGCUGUUCACAAACCUGUACCAAUACACCUGGUAGUCGUACUUGUUCAUGUCUCGCUGGGUAUUCAUCGGCUGAUGGUGGUGUAACAUGUACCGAUGUCAAUGAAUGUCUCACUGGCAAUGGUGGUUGUGAUCAAACCUGUACCAAUACACCGGGUAGUCGAACCUGUUCCUGUGGUACUGGAUACACAACAAGUGAUGCUGGAGUAACAUGUCAAGAUAUUAAUGAAUGUCUCACAGCAAAUGGAGGAUGUAAUCAAACAUGUACCAACAUUCCAGGUAGCCGUACGUGUUCUUGUUUAACAGGAUACACAACAAGUGACAACGGUUUAACUUGUACUGAUGUCAACGAAUGUCUCACUGCCAACGGUGGAUGUUCUCAAACUUGUACCAAUAUUCCUGGUGGUCGUACAUGCUCUUGUCUACCAGGGUAUUCAUCGGCUAAUGGUGGUGUCACCUGUACCGACGUUAAUGAAUGUCUUACUGGCAAUGGUGGCUGUGAUCAAACUUGUACAAAUACACCAGGUAGUCGUACUUGUUCUUGUGGCACUGGAUACACAACAAGUGAUGGUGGAGUAACAUGUACCGAUGUCAACGAAUGUCUCACUGGAAAUGGUGGGUGCGCACAAACUUGUGCCAACAUUCCAGGUGGCCGUACUUGUUCAUGUCUCGCUGGAUACUCGACUAGUGACAAUGGAUUGACUUGUACCGACGUCAAUGAAUGUCUCACUGGCAAUGGUGGUUGCGCACAAACCUGUACCAACACUCAGGGUGGCCGUACUUGUUCAUGUGGCACUGGAUACACAACAAGUGAUGCUGGAGUAACAUGUCAAGAUAUAAACGAAUGUCUCACUGGUAAUGGUGGAUGUGCACAAACUUGUAACAACAUUCCAGGUGGUCGUACAUGCUCUUGUCUCACUGGAUACACAACAAGUGAUAAUGGAUUAACUUGUACCGACGUUAAUGAAUGUCUCACUGGUAAUGGUGGCUGUUCACAGACCUGUACCAAUACACCUGGUAGUCGCACUUGUUCUUGUCUCACUGGGUAUUCAUCGACCAAUGGUGGAGUUACAUGUACCGACGUUAAUGAAUGUCUCACCGCCAAUGGUGGAUGUCCACAAGAGUGUGAGAAUACACCAGGUAACCAUCAAUGCCAUUGUUUCCCAGGAUAUACAACACCUGAUAAUGGAUUAACUUGUAAUGACGUUAAUGAAUGUCUUACUGGCAAUGGUGGCUGUGAUCAAACUUGUACAAAUACACCAGGUAGUCGUACUUGUUCAUGUGGUACUGGAUAUACAACAAGUGAUGCUGGAGUAACAUGUCAAGAUAUAAAUGAAUGCCUCACUGGAAAUGGAGGGUGUAAUCAAACCUGUAUAAACAAUCCAGGUGAUCGAUCAUGUUCAUGUCUCGCUGGAUAUACAACACCUGAUAAUGGAUUGACUUGUACCGAUGUCAAUGAAUGCCUUACUGGCAAUGGUGGAUGUGAAUAUACUUGUAACAAUACUGCCGGUGACUAUGAAUGUUCGUGUCCACCUGGAACUGUACUAUCACCAGAUGGGUUACAUUGUCAAUUGCCACCACCAUUCAUUCAAUCAACCACCCCUGUAUUUAUCAAUGGUGGAUUGCUGACAAUCGAUGGAACAUUCCUUGGGUCUGCUUAUUCAACCAUUUCUAUCAACCUUGGUCGCUACCAUUGCACCAACAUUCAAAUCAUCACUGAACACACUCAGCUCACUUGCACGUUGCCAUCCGGCAUGACACCAUCAACCGAAUUCUUCCAAGUACAAGUCAACCAAUCAGUUUCCAACGACUACUAUAUCACAAUCCUCAAGGAGUUAACAUCCGAUCCAGAAUGCCCAGACGAUUGCAAUGGGCGCGGUGAAUGCACUGUACUUGGAUGUCAAUGCAAGGUUCCAUGGACUGGUCCAUCAUGCAAAGAAGAGGUGAUUGACACCAAUCCCAAUCCAACCAACCCUACCCAACCAGAGAUUACGACAGACUACAAGAUAUCGAUUAUUGCCAUUCAAGAGUUGGAUAUUGAAGACACUGUCACUGAAAAUCAUAACCUCACAGCUAUUGGAUGGAGUAUGGCAUUGAAUGACACACUCAACGGUCACUGGACAUACAAUGUUUCAUUGGGUAGCAAUCAUUCAACUUUAACAGCCACCUAUGAUUAUAUCAAAGAACAAGGUGGACGUAAUUACACAUUCUCUGGACAACAAUUCACACUCAACCAAUAUUCACUCAAGUUGUCAAUGUCUGUUCAUAAUUGGCCAUUCAAAUCGAAAAUGAAUAGUGUUAGAGUAUUGAUUAAAGUAGAGUCACAAAACACAGAUCCAUGUGCAUCAUCAUCACCACCACCAACAACCCAACCAACACCAUCAUCAGUAUCAACAUUGGUACACAAUGCAUUGAGUGGAAUGUCAUCAAGAUUCCUUUCCAUUGCACAAGUCGACGAUAGAAAUAUCAUUGGUCGUGUCAAUCAAGUUUCAAUCGAUGAUUAUAGUGUUGUCAUUGGUACAUCAUUACCAUAUUUUAAUCAUUAUGGUGCUAUUGAUCCUGAUUUUUCAAUAUUUUUAAGAGUUGAUGAUGGAUCAACAUCAAACAAUGAUAAAUGUGGAGAAACAAAAGACGAUAAUUGGAGAAUAAUAGUUGGUGCUGUGAUUGGAGGUGUUGGUGCUGCUGCCAUUGUGACUGGAUCAGUUAUGUUGAUCAAAAAACAGAGAACGAAAAGGAAUCAAAACAUUGAAUUGAAUCGUAGACUACAAAAAUUAAAUAGAUAA
This is a messenger RNA of Cavenderia fasciculata, 4176 nucleotides long. RefSeq lists its product as uncharacterized. Gene Ontology annotation, molecular function: calcium ion binding. The record is from RefSeq and is a predicted model, not a curated record. NCBI's taxonomy places the organism in Eukaryota, Evosea, Eumycetozoa, Acytosteliales, Cavenderiaceae. The transcript has 5 exons. The coding region runs from base 1 to 4176 and encodes 1391 amino acids.